AUGCCACUUUUGAGCGUCAACACUCAGACUCUGAAGGCAAAGGCUAAAGCAAAGGCAAUCUCUUCAUCAGAAGAAGAAGAAGAUGUGCCUGAAUGUAGUACAGAUGAUGCUGAGGAAAUUGGCCAAGAACUGGCCAUGCUCGUGAGGAAAUUCCAGAAGUUCUCCAAAAGGAACUACUUUGGAAAGUCUUCAAAGUAUGAUUCAAAGAACACUAAAGCUUCUGCUCGUGACUACGAGAAAAGAACUUGCCACAAAUGCAAGAAGACAGGUCAUUACAUCGCAGAUUGCCCCCUCUGGAAAAAGGGCUCAAAGAAGAAAAGAUCUUGCAAGGAUGAUGGUUCUGAUGACAAGAAGAGGAAGUUGUCAAAGUCCUCAUCAAAGAAGAAAGCACCUUCGGCAUAG
Molecule: messenger RNA, 402 nt
Organism: Aegilops tauschii subsp. strangulata
Lineage: Eukaryota; Viridiplantae; Streptophyta; Magnoliopsida; Poales; Poaceae
Source: RefSeq, a predicted model, not a curated record